UCUCUACCAUAUUGGACAUAAAAUGUGGGUGUGAUUUCCUCGUUAUAAAGAGGCAGUUUUGGAGAGCACUCGAAGCUUGUGCACAGCUGUUGUGUCCGGAAAUCAAGAAGGGCAUGGACGAACUACUAAAAGAGGAAUUUACACUGGAGGAGACUGUCUCCAGUACAGACAGCAAGGUCCCCAUUAGACUAUGGACGAUGGUCUACUCUGUUUUGACUGUGUGUCUGCUCUCUCUGCUCGCUGGAGUCACGCUUGCCUUCCCAUCGCCAGUGCUGGUGGAGCUGCUACAAUUGGACGAUCCUCAGUUCAGAUUUGACACUCAGCUGGCUGAUAUCUUUGGGGCAGCUGCUCCAGUGGGUGGUCUCUUUGGUGGAUUAAUUGCCGGGUGGUUUGCAGACAAGUUAGGUCGUAAAACCACCAUCAUUCUGACGUCAGUGCCUUAUCUCAGUGGUUACUUCAUUAUCCUCUGUGCUGUGCUCGCUGAGAAUGGCAUAAUUUUCAAGGUGGUCUUGAUGGUGGGCCGAUUUCUGACUGGUGUGGGAAUGGGAUGGACCUUCGCAAUAAUGGGGGUUUACAUCGGUGAAAUUUCUCCGUCAAGAUCCAGAGGAGUGUUUGCUAGUAUGACUGAAGUGACCAUUUCUCUUGGAAUUCUAUUAAUUUUGGCGCUGGGAGCUAUUCCAAACACACACUAUUACCAUUUGGCCCUUGUGAUCGUAGGAAUUGUAACAUUGUUUGUUAUACUGGGCAUUUGGAUACCCGAGACACCAAGAUGGCUACUUUUGAAAUCGAAGAACGAAAAAGAAGCUACGGCUGUUUUGAAGUACUUGCGAGGACCAAAGUAUCGAAAAGUACAACAGGAAGUUAAUGAAAUUAAAUCAAGUUUUACGAAGAAAAGUCCCACAUUCUUCAAUACUAUCAGACAACUGCUUUGCAAUCGAAAUAUGCUCAUUCCCUUCCUGCUUGUGUUGUACAUUUUAAUAUAUCAACAAGCAUGUGGAAAGGGACCGCUGACAAAUUUCAUUGGUCCAAUAUUUUCCGAUAUUGGCGUUCCAUCUCCCAAUCUCACAGCUGCAUUUUCACUUGGUGGUGUGAGUUUGCUGGUUACUAUUAUUGGUGUGAUAGCGAUUGAUUUUGUUGGUAGAAAGUUGCUUCUUGCUUUAAGCUCUAGUGGAAUGUUUUUGGCAUCUUCAAUGAUGAGUGUGCAGUUUUACUUGACGCAACCGUCUUAUUGUAAUAACUCAACUGUUCUGGAGACUGCUGAUUUAGUAGUUGAUUGCAAUCCGCAUCUUUAUCCAUUGGCUAUUGCUGGAGUCAUUCUUUUUUCAUUGUCAUUUUCAAUUGGAGUAGGACCUGUGCCGUGGGUUAUAGUUUCGGAAUAUAUUCCGUUUAAUGUACGAAGUAUGGCUGCAGGCAUUAUGUCAGCUAUUUCUUGGGGUAUGGCUGCAAUUUCGUCUGGGACAUUUCUAAAUCUCUCGGAAGCCAUUGGAGCAUGGGGAAUCUGGUUAUUGCUAGCAAGUUAUCACGCCUUGUCCUUUCUCAUAAUUGUGCUGUUUUUCAUCGAGACCAAAGGGAAGAAACUUGAAGAAGUGCAAGAAAUGUUUGCAGCUAGAUUUCAGUGUCAGACUUGCUCUAAAAAACAUUGACGUGGAUGAUACUGCAUGUACGUGUUAAUCGAGUUAUUAGCUCAUGCACGCCCUGUAGCUAGAUCUAUAUUUAUGUGUAGAAUCUUAAAUACAUGCUUAGCAACAACUGCAUACAUAGACUUAAUUAAUCUGUAAUAUCAUUCAGAUUCUUAUUUCAGUUGUUA
This is a messenger RNA of Halichondria panicea, 1807 nucleotides long. Its product is annotated as facilitated trehalose transporter Tret1-2 homolog. Gene Ontology annotation, cellular component: membrane. Bases 114 to 1643 code for a protein of 509 amino acids. The record is from RefSeq and is a predicted model, not a curated record. Lineage: Eukaryota; Metazoa; Porifera; Demospongiae; Suberitida; Halichondriidae. Gene Ontology annotation, biological process: transmembrane transport. The transcript is spliced from 4 exons. Gene Ontology annotation, molecular function: transmembrane transporter activity.